AAAUAUCAGCAACUCAUGUCAUCCCCAGGAACGGAGCAUCGUAUAUAUUCCUUUUCUUACCAAGUGUUUGGAUGUAGUCUUCAUCCCAGCUUCCUUCAACGUAUUUAACCAUUAGGCUGGUUUUCCCGAUCUGCGCAUCUCCAACCAUUCCAACUUUUAUAACGACGCUAUUCUUAUUGGGAGUAGACUGUUGUUGCUGCGGCUGUCUCUGCUCCCGACUUUGGUCGUGGUAGGACUGCGAGUAUCCGUAUCGGUCACCUCCACCUGACAGCCCUGAGCUAGGUCGCGAACUCGGCUGGGAAGAUUGGACAGUUUGGGCAGGCUGUUGAAAAGGCAUGGUUGGAGAGUGAUGCUGCUGGGGGGACUCGAUAUCUUGUGGUACGAACGUUUGGCUGGAAGUGGGGUAGUCGAGAGAGUUUGAGGAAUGGUCGUCGGCUCGGUGACCGUUGCUGUAGCCAUUGUUAUUAUUGUACGAGGGUGAGCUGGCUACUGCUUCUUCUGCGGCUGCUGGCAUGUUCUGUUCUUGUUGGACGGUUUGUUCCGGGAAUUGAUCAGGAACCGGCUGAGGGGACAGCUCGGUGGUCUUGUCAGCAACAGGAUCCUGAGCCGGAACUCGAUUCGGUUCCUGUUCGACAGGGACCUCCUGCUCCUGCACACGCAAUUUAUCCACCUCCAUCGGUAGGUUGUCCAUUGUUCCCCAACGGCCAGUACCAAAUAUCAGUCUCAGUCAGAGCAAUCUCAAAGAGCGUAAACGGUGAACGAGGCAGGGCUGGAAUUGAAUAAGCGAUGAGCUUGAAUCUCUAAAACUUCAAAGAAAAUUGUCGAAUAUCUUCAUGGAGUGCGAUUGCAAUUCCGCUGAUCUAAGCCUGCAUGAAGCAGUUGAGCAGGUCCGUCAGAGUUCCCGUCAAAUGAGAGUACUAGUGGUUGCUGGGAGCUAUAUAUACGAAAUCCGGGGAGGUUAGUAGUUCGGAUUGGAAGCUUGGAGACAAAGCUCGUGGGUCGUUGAGCCGACGGGUAAUUAAACGCGACCAGGCCUGAGCCGAACAGUGCCAAAACGAUCGAAAAGCGAAAUAGAGAUCCGUAGGCGGCCACAGCUGGAAAUGACGGAAAAUUUCUAACCAACGGGGGUCUCUCGCAAGUUCGCAACGAGCGAUCAACGCAGCCAGGAUGUCGUCAACAAUGGCUGGAGAUUCUCUCUCAUACAAGGUUGGGAGCGGGUUUGGGCUGUGUUCCCAGAACGGACUAGCGUGGCCCGCGUCCCGCCCAAGAAAAAGUUUCUUAUCAAAUCAGAAAAUCGACAGGAACAAAAAAAUAUUUAAAAUCUUCUAAGAAACAAGCUACACCUCCGCCAACAAACCCCACCAACAACGCCUUUUUUUAUACCUAAUAAAUACUUAAUCUCAAACUUGUGAACACCCGCAAAAUGUCGAAACGCGGGGUGGAUGCGACAGACGAUCUGUCCGCGCCAUUGAAAGCUGGCGAGCGCCCUGUGGCAGAUGCCCCGCCUGAUGAAGUGGGGGAAUUCGAGGACGAGUUUGAGGAUGAGUUCGAGAGUGAAGAUGAGAUCCUCGAGGCUGGCGUUGACGGGCGCCCAGAUGCAGAAAGAGAAGCAGAGGAGCAAAGGGAUGCCAUGGAUGUCGAUAAGCAGACGUUUAUACCGGGGCGAACAAAACUGGCUCCCGGGGAGACAUUAUAUCCAGACCCUACCACUUAUGAAAUGCUUCACACCCUCAGCACGCCGUGGCCGUGCCUCUCAUUCGAUAUAAUAAAAGAUGGAUUGGGUGAUAACCGGAAAACAUACCCGGCCACAGUAUAUGCUGUAGCUGGGACACAAGCAGACAGGCUUCGUUCGAAAGAGAACGAAUUGAUGGUUCUCAAAUUGAGCGGGCUCAGCAGGAUGGAGCGAGAAAACGACUCGGGCAGCGACGACGAGUCUGACGACGAAUCUUCAGAGCCCAUUCUCGAAUCAAAAUCCAUUCCCCUGAGCCACACAACGAACAGAAUCCGCGCCCAUCAGACUCCCUCUCCCUCCGGAGACUACUCCAAACCACCGCAGACCAUUACCGCAUCGAUGCUUGAGAAUGCUCAUGUUGUCAUCCACGACGUCACACCUUAUCUUUCCACAUUUGAUAACCCCGGCUCAAUCAUCCCUCCCUCUGCCUCAAAACCCCUAUCUACUCUACGAAUGCACAAAUCGGAGGGUUACGGCGUAGACUGGUCCUCCCUCCACCCCCUAGGCAAACUCCUUACCGGUGAUAAUGACGGGUUAAUAUACGCCACAACUCGCACCGAGGGAGGCGGCUGGGUGACUGACACACGUCCGUUCAUCGGACAUACCUCCGCUGUCGAAGAGCUCCAAUGGUCUCCAAACGAGCGCAACGUGUUCGCAUCCGCCAGCAGCGAUGGAAGCGUCAAGGUAUGGGACGUCCGAUCCAAGUCGCGCAAACCAGCCGUAGACGUCAAGAUAUCCAACACAGACGUGAACGUGAUGAGUUGGUCGCGGCAGACGUUCCAUCUCCUGGCCACGGGCGCCGACGAUGGGCAGUGGGGGGUAUGGGAUCUGCGACAUUGGAAGCCCAAUACAUCAGGCGGCGCCUCCCAGCUCAAACCGAAGGCUGUGGCGUCCUUUGACUUCCACAAGGAGCCUGUGACGAGUAUAGAAUGGCACCCGUCAGAUGACAGUGUAAUUGCGGUUUCGUCUGCGGAUAAUACGCUGACGCUGUGGGAUCUUGCUGUCGAGCUCGAUGAUGAGGAAAGCCGCGAUCCUGCUGGCCUUGCUGAUGUCCCGCCUCAGCUACUCUUUGUGCAUUACAUGGAAUCAGUGAAGGAACUGCAUUGGCAGGCGCAAAUGCCCGGGACCAUUAUGGCGACUGGGAGUGGUGGAUUCGGUGUAUUCAAAACCAUCAGUGUUUAGGUGAUUUAGGCUUUGGGGAAAGGUUCUUGGGACAUAUAUUGGCACCGGAAACUACACACAAAAUGAAAAUUGCAUAUAUCAUCGGGUCACACACAAAGUAUAAUCCAUUGUUUAUUUCCCGUAGAUCUCUUUCUCCUUUUCCCCAUUAAAUGAGCCAUUAAUGAAUAAUGAAUGAAACUUUAUGAUAUAUAUUGAUACACUUUAGGCCUGCCCCUAUAACUACAAUUUUCCAUUGUCCAAAAGGUAUAUAUAUCCAUGCUAGCUUAUCCGUGCGGGACUGAACAACACCUUAAAUCAACCAACCUAAAGGAAAAAAGAUAUACUGCUAACUAUUCCUUUUCUAUUUCCGAUACAACCCGCAGAGACCGAAAAAGUAAUUUCUACAAAUAGGGUUAAUGUAUAUAUAUAUAUAUGUGUGUGUGUUGUGUGUGUAUGUGUGUGUGUGUGAAUUGAGGAUCGAUCCCGGCAGAAUCAAAUGCCACAAAUUGGGGAAGCUCUCACUCAUUUAGCAUCACUGCUAGGAUACUAGCUCGGCCAUAGAUAUCAAGAAAUAUAUCCUAGUUAUAGUUGAAUUCAUGCAUUUGUCACAGUC
Blastomyces gilchristii SLH14081 is the source of this 3506-nucleotide messenger RNA. RefSeq names its product ribosome biogenesis protein. Gene Ontology annotation, molecular function: protein binding. The transcript is spliced from 3 exons. NCBI's taxonomy places the organism in Eukaryota, Fungi, Ascomycota, Eurotiomycetes, Onygenales, Ajellomycetaceae. The coding region runs from base 1424 to 2914 and encodes 496 amino acids. The record is from RefSeq and is a predicted model, not a curated record.